AAUCAUCAUCAAAUAAAAGAAGAAGUGGUGUGUGUAUGCUGGAGUACGCUGUAUAUUUAGUUUCAGGGAGGUUAUUUGAAUACGUGUAAUUAGUUUUUAUAUUAAGAUUGUGCUCUUAUGUGUCGCUGCGGGUGGAAACAGUGAAGGAUGACCUCAGUCAGUCACCGGCUCUUCACCGCCUGGAAGCUGAGGCGAACUCUGACCUCUGGACGCUUACUUUCUCCUCAGAGACACUGGACAUUCACAGGAUGGCCGUUUGUUUUGGCUGCUGGUAAGAAAUACCAGAUUGACCUGCCAGUUGUACAUGAGGAAGAGCUUGAGGAGCAGUUUGUUCGGGGAUCUGGACCUGGAGGACAAGCCACCAACAAAACCAGCAACUGCGUCGUGCUGAAACACAUUCCCACAGGGAUCGUCGUGAAGUGUCACGAGACCAGAUCGGUGGAUCUGAACAGAAAACGAGCGCGAGAGAUUUUACGUGAGAAACUGGACGUCUUCAAGGGUGAAGAAAGUGAACUGCUGAAGAUGAAAAGAGAAUCCAUACAAAGAAAGCAGGACAAACGGAGGAAAGUGAAUGAAAACAUGGAGAAAAAAAGACGAUUCAAGGAGAGGCUCUGCUCCGAAGAAGAAGAAGAGAAACACUGAGAUUCAUUCAUUACAGAAGAUGAGCUGCACAUGAUUCAACCUUUGUUUUCUUUUUAACACUUUAACAGUGUCAUCUGUACAUUGAGAAACGGGCUUUUAUCCUGAUUCGGGAGCUGAUCCAGCGCUGGACUAAACUAUAUCAACUAAACUAGUGGAAAUGUUUCAGCUCGUGAGAGAAUUAAUCUUUUGUCCCUGUUCAGUUUCUGUCAGACAGCAGCUUGAGUACACAACAUCUGUCAAACUGGUUAAUAAACAGAUGCAGACAGCCCCUAAAGAUUCAUACAGUCUUUAUAUAUAUAUAUAUGUACCUGCAGUGAACAUCAGUGAGUUUCAUCAUCGUAUGUACAGGAAUCACCUCACAUCUGCUUCAUCAAGGAGGGUUUAAUUUGCUUGAUAUUUUUUUAAUCAUCCAACAUUAUCCUCAUCAUGUGAUAAUAUCAUAAGUGUGUUUUAAUGAUGUGUAAGCUGACAUUAUUAAAUAUAUAUAUAUAUAUAUAAAAAUGAUGGCAAGUGAUGGAUGGAUUUUGUUGAUGAAGUAUUUGACAUUUGAUAUUCAACAGUGUUUCGAUCUCCUGCAUUGACACCACUGUAUCUGAGCUGAGCUGGAUGAUGACAUCACUGUUCACUCCAGUGCUGAUGCAGAUAAAUUAACUAAAUUAAUAACUAUUGAUUCUGGAAUGAAUCAAUACUGAAUUUACUUAAGAUGGAUAAUGACACCAUUUUCUUUAAGAGCUGCUGUGCAGCCAAAAUUAUAUACAGUUAUCACUGUAAAGCUGCUUUGACACAAUCUGCGUUGUUAAAAGAGCUAUAGAAAUAAAGGUGACUUGACUUGGUAACAGCC
Messenger RNA from Ctenopharyngodon idella (grass carp), 1483 nucleotides. It is a transcript of the gene mtrfr, whose product is annotated as mitochondrial translation release factor in rescue. The record is from RefSeq and is a predicted model, not a curated record. Bases 148 to 642 code for a protein of 164 amino acids. Gene Ontology annotation, molecular function: translation release factor activity. Gene Ontology annotation, cellular component: mitochondrion. Gene Ontology annotation, biological process: translational termination. NCBI's taxonomy places the organism in Eukaryota, Metazoa, Chordata, Actinopteri, Cypriniformes, Xenocyprididae. The transcript is spliced from 2 exons.